AUAUUGAAGCUCCUCAGAUACGCUGUCCAGAAAAUAUUGAGACUGAGACUCUGGAACAUCAUAACUCUGCUAAUAUCAGCUGGCAGGUACCAACAGCUGACGAUAACUCUGGAGAUGAGGUCUCAGUUCAUGUUACCCCAGCUUUCAUACCACCGUUUCUUCUCCCGAUUGGUGAAGUUGCCAUUACUUACACAGCAGCUGAUAAGUCAGGCAAUGAAGCAAGCUGUACGUUCAGUGUCAAGGUUAUUGAUGCAGAACCUCCGGUAAUUGACCGAUGCAGAUCUCCACCACCCAUGCAAGCAGUAGAGAAUGAGCACCCAGCAACAUGGGAAGAACCACAAUUUUCAGACAAUUCAGGUGCUCCACUGACUGUCACUAGGAGUCAUGCACCUGGAGAUCUCUUUCCCAAGGGAGAGACAACAGUUCGAUAUACAGCCAUGGAUCCCUCUGGCAAUAACAGGACAUGUGAGAUCAGCAUUGUCAUCAAAGGUUCUCCAUGUGAAAUCUCCUUUGAGCCUGUGAAUGGUGAUUUUAUAUGCACAUCAGAUGAAGCGGGAGUUAAUUGCACGUUGCACUGUGCAGAAGGUUACAGCUUUUCAGAAGGAUCAAGUGAAAACUACUAUUGUGCAUAUAAGGAUGGUGUAUGGAAGCCACCUUAUUCUCCAGAGUGGCCUGGCUGCUCUAUAAAUCGUUUUGCAAACCAUGGGUUCAAAUCCUUUGAGAUGCUGUACAAAGCAACACGAUGUGAUGACAACAGUCUUCUAAACACCUUCACUGAUGCAUUCCAGAGUGCGCUUGGUAAAAUGGUCCCAUCAUUCUGUAAUGAUGUUGAUGAUAUUGACUGCAGAUUGGAAGAUCAGACACAGAAACAUUGCUUGGAAUAUAAUUAUGAUUACGAAAAUGGAUUUGCCAUCGGACCUGCCGGCUGGGGGACAGCAAACCAGCUGGAUUAUUCCUAUGAUGAUUUUGUUGAUGCAGCGCAAGAAGACGACUUAUCCAAGCAUCUCUCUGCCUCUGUAAAGGCAGCACCUGCCCGAGUCAAAAGGCAUAAGCUGAAUGUUCCAAUGACCGACCACAAAAUCAAGUUAAUAUUUAACAUCACGGCUAGCGUGCCACUGCCUGAUGAAAGGAAUGAUACAUUGGAACUGGAAAACCAGCGACGGCUCCUUAAAACUCUGGAGACGAUCACGAACAGGCUGAAUAGGACUCUCAAUAAGGAACCCAUGUAUUCUUUCCAGUUUGCGUCCGAACUCAUUGUAGCUGACAGCAACUCACUGGAAACUGAGAAGGCCUUUCUUUUCUGCAGGCCUGGUUCUGUGCUGAGGGGGAGAAUGUGUGUCAACUGCCCUUUGGGUACCUAUUACUCCCUGGAGCAUCAUACCUGUGAAAGCUGCUGGACUGGAUCCUACCAAGAUGAGGAAGGGCAGCUGGAAUGCAAAAGUUGUCCAUCUGGUAGCUAUACUGAGUAUCUGCACUCUAGGAGCCUCUCUGAAUGCAAAGUACCCUGUCUUGCAGGUGAGUUCUCUCGUACAGGUUUGACACCUUGCUACCCUUGUCCCAGAGACUACUAUCAACCAGAUUCAGGAAAGUCCUACUGCUUGUCUUGUCCCUUUUAUGGAACAACAACUGUCAUUGGUGCCAGAUCCAUCACAGAUUGUUCAAGUUUUGGAUCCACUUUUUCAGCAGCUGAGGAAAGUGUAAUGAUGGUACCAGCCUCUCCAGAAAAUAUCAGCAAGCAGUACAAAGUCAGCAGUCAG
Eurypyga helias (sunbittern) is the source of this 1757-nucleotide messenger RNA. Its product is annotated as sushi, von Willebrand factor type A, EGF and pentraxin domain-containing protein 1-like. Lineage: Eukaryota; Metazoa; Chordata; Aves; Eurypygiformes; Eurypygidae. The record is from RefSeq and is a predicted model, not a curated record. The annotation marks the transcript as partial. The transcript has 12 exons.